Molecule: messenger RNA, 857 nt
Organism: Aspergillus uvarum CBS 121591
Lineage: Eukaryota; Fungi; Ascomycota; Eurotiomycetes; Eurotiales; Aspergillaceae
Exons: 2
Coding region: 147-614 (155 amino acids)
Source: RefSeq, a predicted model, not a curated record
CCCAACUCUACUAGUGGUGUUUCACCAACGAUAGCUCGGUAUUCGCCAGAAUAGAUACUAUAUUUUUGAGACUCUUUAUGGCUCUUCUGGAUCCAUGGUCAACCUUCCAUCCGCCCUUCACGCAAUGCUGACAUUGCACGCAAGACAUGGCCAAAAAUCAGAUCAAAUCACUUCAAGUUAACCACCUCUUUCUGGCUGGUGGAUGCACUCUGCCAGAUGUGAUCUUAAAGGAUUUCAUCUUCGCUUUCUCUUGGAGUCUUAGCGCAGAGGUCCCCAGAUUUGUGAGAACUCUAGGGUUCGUUCCGCAGUCGACAGGCUCUAGAUUUUUCCUAUUGUCGAGAAAAGCUACGAAGAACAUGGUCUCGAACUUCCUAACCCACAGACCUCUUCUUGACUUUUCAUCGAUGUUAAAUUCUCAUAGAAAAUGGAGGAAUGGGAGGGGCUUGAAGAUAGGGAAAUGCGAGGACUGUCGGGCUGUCCGUGCAUCCUGCAUACCCCUUGCCAGUCACACCGACUCGACUGAAAAACUCGACCCUUUGACCUUUUUGUUGCAAUUGACGCGGUUGAUUCGUCAUGCGCGCUUGGCUGUUAUCAAAUUUCGCUUGGAGCUGUGAGUCAAGGUCUGGGAAGGUCAUCACUUGACAGGCGUCGGCGUCUGAAAAUGGGAUAGUUAGCUGAUUUCGUAAUCUGAGUCUGAUGGGGCGCCCUUCUUUAUCAUCCGAGAGAUAAGCAGCGAGCAGCAGCAGCAGCAGCAGCAGCAGCAGCAGCGCAAGGCGGCUGGAAGAGGAUUUGUGCCUUUUUGACUCAGUGGCAUGUUUUGUCCCUCCAGGAGCCCUUCCGGUUAGUCCUUAGGAAGU